CCACCAUGGUAAGAAAAAAGUUUGUACAGCGAGCUGGAGGUUGUCCACGUUUACAGCAUUCAGACACCGCUGCCCAGCUCCACAUCUGCAGCCCGGCCCCUCUGCGCUGUGAAGAGCGCACUCCAACGCAGGGCUUAAACUGAUUUAUGUUUUAUGUUUUUAAUUUUUAUUUUUUGGUGUUUUUAUUUGAAAUCCAUUUUAAGUUAUUCUGCAAACAAUGUUUUCUUUUUGCAUUGCCUUUUUUCUUCUCAUCUCCGGCUCUUUCGUGGAGUGUAACCCCAGUCCUGUGCUUGGAGAUGUAGUCGUGGACAGAUACUUCAUCCCCAAAGACUGCGCCAGAGAAGUGAAAAGCGGAGAUUACGUCCGCUAUCACUAUAACGCAACAUUUAUCGAUGGAAAAACUUUUGAUUCGAGCCAUCAGAAAGGAGCAGCUAAAGUCGGUCUGAUCGGGGAGGGUCGGCUCAUUGCGGGGAUGGACAAAGGUCUGCAGGGCAUGUGUGUGAAUGAGCGCAGGAAAAUCACCGUCCCGCCACAGCUGGCCUAUGGAAACACCGGUGCAGGUGACGUUGUUCCUCCAGACGCCACCCUCGUGUUUGACAUCCACCUGCUGGAUCUGUGGAACACGGCCGACCUGGUUGUAACCACAACCAUCACCACUCCGAAAGACUGCAAGCGCUCCGUGAUGCGUACUGACUUUGUGCGUUACCAUUUCAACGGCACUCUGCUCGACGGCACCGUCUUUGACUCCAGCUACACCAGGAAACAGACACACAACUCCCUAGUAGGUGAGGGUUGGAUGAUCAAGGGCAUGGAUGAGGGCCUGUUGGGCAUGUGUGUGGGAGAGAUCAGAAAAAUCGUCAUCCCGCCGUUCAAAGCCUACGGAGAAAAGGGAUCGGGUAACGAGAUUCCCCCUCAGGCGACUCUGGUGUUCGACGUCCUGCUGGUGGACAUCCACAACCCGAAGGAUAACAUCACUGUUGAGAACCAGGUGGUGCCGGAGUCAUGCACUCGCAGGUCCGUGGUCGGAGAUUACAUUCGGUACCACUAUAACGGCACCUUCCUGAAUGGAGUCACCUUUGAUACCAGUUACCAGAGGAACAGCACUUACAACACCUACAUUGGGAUGGGGUACGUAAUAAUGGGGAUGGAUCAGGGCCUGCUGGGACUCUGUAUUGGGGAGAAGAGGAAGAUCACUAUUCCUCCACACCUGGCAUAUGGAGAGAACGGAGCAGGUGAUGUGAUCCCUCCUUCUGCUGUGCUCGUCUUUGACAUCCACGUCAUCGACUUCCACAACCCCAACGACACGGUGGCUGUCCAGGUCAUCCACAGACCCGAAGUGUGUAACGAGACCACAGAAGUGAACGACCUCGUCCGCUACCACUACAACUGCUCCCUCAUGGACGGCACGCUGCUCUUUUCCUCACACAACUACGGCAGCCUUCAGGACGUCGUCCUGGGCUCAGACAAAGUGAUCGACGGGCUGGAUCAGGGCCUGCAGGGCAUGUGUGUGGGAGAGAGGAGGGUGAUAACGGUGCCACCUCACCUUGGCCAUGGGGAAAGGGGAGCUGCUGGUGUGCCGAGCAGCGCCGUGUUGGUCUUUGACAUAGAGCUGCUGAGCUUUGAGAAGGGCGUGCCGCCUGGUUACCUGUUUGUGUGGCUGGAGGACACUCCUACAGACCUGUUUGAAGCCUUGGACAUAAACAAGAAUGCAGAGGUGCCACAGGAGGAGGUACGUAGACAACUGUCAUUUCACAUAGUAGGAUUUAAAAAAAGGCAGUGAGGAAAAGCAACAUCA
Molecule: messenger RNA, 1795 nt
Organism: Neolamprologus brichardi
Lineage: Eukaryota; Metazoa; Chordata; Actinopteri; Cichliformes; Cichlidae
Source: RefSeq, a predicted model, not a curated record